This is a messenger RNA of Phytophthora sojae, 522 nucleotides long. RefSeq lists its product as hypothetical. The record is from RefSeq and is a predicted model, not a curated record. The transcript is spliced from 6 exons. Gene Ontology annotation, molecular function: 3'-5'-RNA exonuclease activity. The coding region runs from base 1 to 522 and encodes 173 amino acids. Lineage: Eukaryota; Oomycota; Peronosporomycetes; Peronosporales; Peronosporaceae.
AUGUCAUUCAACGUGCUGGCAGAUUAUUUGGUGCAGAACGACCGGGAGAACGAACCGGCCAAGCGCCAAAUGAAAUACAGUUGGGAAUACCGUCGAGGUCGUCUCGUGAAGGAAAUUCUGCGGUGGUCGCCACAUAUCGUCAAUCUGCAGGAAGUGGACCAUUUCGAGGACUUCUUCGAGCCGAGACUGAAGAACGCGGGCUAUGUGGGCAUCUACAAGAGGAGAACCGGAGAGACAACCCACGAUGGCUGCGCGAUCUUCGUCAAGGAGAGCAUGUUCCGCAUUGUAUCGUCGCACCCGAUCGAGUACAAUGUACCCGAUCAUCCGGUGCUGCAAAAAGACAAUAUUGCAUUGACUGCAGUGGUUGAGGCAACAUCGAACAGAAAACUAUUCGAACGAACGAAAACGACCGGACUCGCCAUCAUGGGAACGGUACUGCAAUUGGGAAAUUUGACAGCGCUAAAGCUCAACGAAAUGACUUCCGAGUCUACAAGCCGAACACGGUGUUCUCGCAUGAGGUAA